This is a messenger RNA of Rhineura floridana, 4471 nucleotides long. It is a transcript of the gene OXTR, whose product is annotated as oxytocin receptor. The record is from RefSeq and is a predicted model, not a curated record. The coding region runs from base 1071 to 2240 and encodes 389 amino acids. Lineage: Eukaryota; Metazoa; Chordata; Lepidosauria; Squamata; Rhineuridae. Gene Ontology annotation, cellular component: membrane. Gene Ontology annotation, biological process: maternal process involved in parturition; female pregnancy; regulation of systemic arterial blood pressure by vasopressin. Gene Ontology annotation, molecular function: oxytocin receptor activity; peptide binding; vasopressin receptor activity. The transcript has 3 exons.
AUUUAUUAGUAUUGUCUUUUGUACUCUCAGGUAGAGGUGCUUAUGGGAUUUGCUUUGUCUCAAGUGCCAAAAUUACUUAGCUAACCUUGGGUUUUAUAUACAUUGAUUGUGUGUGUGGGGGGGUGCCAUUUGUUGUUCUGCCUCAGGAGCACUGAACACAGCAACAGCCUGGUGAAGGGGUGGCGGCAGCUAUGUAACUUGUUUGAUAGAAGUCACUUUCAAACCUGGGCUCUGUUGAUUUUGGUGUUCUUUGGGUCCUAGCCUGUAUUUUUUCCACACCUCUUAAGACACAGCUGUGUGUAACUGUGCACAUCUAAAACUAAUUUGGAAAGCAGUCUUUGCUGAGUGAGAUCUCAAUCUUGUCUCCUGAACGUUUUACUCGUUUACUGGGAACAGGAGUGAAGAGGUGGCCUAUUGCGCCACCUAAUGGAAAAAUGAAACUCCGCAACGAUUAGAUAGUAGCAGCAUAUUUUGUUCAUGAAUGACUCUGAAGGGCUGACUGCAGCCUCUGCUCCUCCUCCUUCUCUCCCCCCCCCUCCACUCUGUCCUCCUGGAUUCAUUUGAGAGCAAACUUGUGGAGCAGCUAGACGUGUCACAGGGCAAACACUCACCUGAUAUUCUUGGGCAAUCUCAUCUGAAGGAAGUUAGCCUUAUAUAUUCCAUUUUGAAUGGAAAAAAGAACCCUUCAGCCAAGGAGUUUCCAAACGAAAGAAAGAGUUAAAGGAGCCCAGGAGUAAUUUCAGACAGGACAGAGUUGUUUCUCAGACCUUUUUAGCUCCAGACUUCCUUCAGGACGACUAAGCCUGCGGAAGGAAAGGACGCUCACAACUCCACACCUCCAGGUGCAAACACAAGUGAAUGACCCAGAUCGAAACCCAAAGGGAGUAAAUGGGAUUUUCAAAAAAAAAAAUGAGACAAAAGACCAAAUGGGAGUAAGUGGGCAUUACCACAAAAGGAAAGUAGGCCUGGUCCCAAGAAAAGGAAGACUCUAAAGGGGACUUCAGUCAACAGACGGAGGCUCUCAUCUCAGAUCAAUCUAGCAAAAGGCACCGGAUGGAAAGCAGCCUACUAUGGAUCCUCUCUGCUUAUUCGGGAAUGAUUCAUGGACUUAUAACUGCUCCUUGAGCAAUUCCAGUGUAGAGAACCAGACUUCCCAAAGCAACAGAACCUCCCACGUGAAACGGAAUGAGAAUGUUGCUAAGGUGGAGGUGGCUGUGCUCUGCCUCAUCUUCUUCCUUGCCCUGACUGGCAACCUGUGUGUACUGCUGGCUAUCCACACUACCCGCCAUAAGCACUCCCGGAUGUACUUCUUCAUGAAGCAUUUGAGCAUUGCUGACCUGGUUGUGGCCAUUUUCCAGGUCUUGCCUCAGCUCAUUUGGGACAUCACCUUCAGGUUCCUUGGGCCAGAUUACCUCUGCAGGUUGAUCAAAUACCUGCAGGUUGUGGGAAUGUUUGCUUCCACUUACAUGCUCUUGCUAAUGUCCCUGGAUCGGUGCUUGGCCAUCUGUCAACCUUUGAGGUCUUUGCACAGGAGGUCUGACCGGUUGUCUGUCCUCCUCACUUGGAUGGUGUGCCUUCUGUUCAGCAUCCCACAGCUCCAAAUAUUUUCCAUGAGGGAUGUGGAUAAUGGGGUGUUUGAUUGCUGGGCACAUUUUAUCCAACCCUGGGGACCUAAAGCCUACAUCACCUGGAUAACCUUGACUGUCUACAUUAUCCCUGUGCUUAUGCUGAGCAUCUGCUAUGGUUUGAUCAGCUUCAAAAUUUGGCAGAAUGUGAAGCUAAAAACACUUCACGAGACCAAUGUGAAUCUGACCUCUAGGAAUCCCCAUGGGGGCACACUCUCCAGGGUCAGCAGUGUCAAACUCAUUUCCAAAGCAAAGAUCCGGACAGUCAAAAUGACCUUCAUCAUAGUCUUAGCUUUCAUUAUGUGCUGGACUCCUUUUUUCAUUGUGCAGAUGUGGAUUGCAUGGGAUGAAAAUGCUCCAAAAGAAGAACUAUCGUUCAUCAUCACCACACUCCUAGCAAGUCUGAACAGCUGUUGUAACCCUUGGAUCUACAUGCUUUUCACAGGCCAUCUUUUCCAUGACCUCUUGAAUCGAUUCCUCUGCUGCUCCUCUCAGUACUUAAAAUCUCGGCAAGGAUGCGACCUGAGCGUUAGCAAGAAAAGCAACUCCUCAACCUUCGUCCUGAGUCUCAAAAGUUCCAGCCAGAGGAGCUUCACUCAACCAUCCACAGCAUGAAGAAAAACCCAACUCUCCAUGAAUUGUACCACAAUUAGUUGGGUAGAUUGGCCUUAGCAUGUACAUACUUAAAAAUCUGAAGGAGAGAUAAACAGGAGUGUUUGGAUGUAAAUACAUACAUACAUACAUAUAUUACAUUAUAUAAAAUAUAUUAAAGUGUGUAUAUAAUGUGCAGGCUAUCCAUUAUUUAGCAGAGAUAAUAGAAAGCCGGCUAUAGUCUAAGUAAUAGUUCACAGAAUAGAUAAUUCAGGGCUCUAGUGCUGUAUUUUUCAAAAACAUGAUUGGCUACAUAAGGCAGUGAAGCCACAAUGGUAACAUCUGCCUACAGGAAUGGGAGAAGAGCUUCUGCUAUUUGAGCACUAUUAAGAGUAUAGAUCAGAAGGAAGUGGUGGAGUUUUGCAAGCCAAACUUCACAUGCCAGCAGAAUAACAUUGGAAUUUUUUCCCUGGACUAAACUAUUCAGGUUGGGGGGUGGGGUGAAAUUAAAUGUUCCAAUGCCCACCACAAAAUGAACUUUCAGCUAGAGAUGACUACAUCAGUCUUGGACUGUUCCAUCCCACCUUCAUGCCCCCAAAGAGCAGAUUGUCUUGUCCCAUAUCUGCAUUUAAUGUGAUUUUAAAAAAAUGAAAUUAAGACUUUGGGGGGGUCUGAGCAAUGGAGUUGCCUUAAUUUUCCCCCCUUUUUAAAACAAGUAAUUACCACUUGGAGCGCUUGAAAGCAAGCAGGAUCUGGGGACUUAGGUAUCAAAAGCCACAGAGAUCCAGCAGAAACAACAUAGUCACACACCCUCUGUUGCUUCCCUGGAAAAGUUCAAAUAUAACUGAAUGCCAAAUAGAGACAUACAACACUCAGAGAAUAUUUGAGCAUCCAUCAAAAUCUCCAAAGGACAAUUUUUAGGACAUUUUUUGGAUAAAAUUGGCCUAGAGAUUCUCCCCUUUACAUUCUGUUGUGGUACAAUGCUAGAAAAUCCAUAUCGUGUGACUCCACUGUAUGCAUUGAUUGGCUGUCACUUUAAGGCAAGAACCUUUUACAUUACAGUUCUAUGCCUUUUAUUCAGAAGUAAAUUCCACAGUGUUUAAUGGGACUUAUCCCCUUGUGGAAUAAGGAUAUUUUAAUUGAUUAUUUUUAUCUGCUUUUCAGCAGGGUGUCGUGUUUGCGGUAUAAAUGAGUCUAAAGUGAUAGGGGUUGGAUAGACAUUUAAAAAAUAAUAAACUAUGUUAAUAGUAAUGAACUAAUUAUCUUGUCAGAAAGAAGAAUCCCAGUAGUGGUUCAAAACAUGAACACUGGCUGGCUGACUCCAAAGUAAUGCAGCUUAGGGAUAUCAAAUCAAUAGGUUUUGAUUCAGAAAUCUUUCUUUUAACCUUUUUUUUAAGGUGAAUGUUAGUCUGUAUGAAUAUUGCAUAAAGUCUGAGCCUAUAAGGGCUUCUUCACUUAAGAAAAUGCAUUGGACAAGUUGGCAAGACAUUCCCUGGCUUUUUCAGAGCUGUAUCAAUGUGACAAUGCCAAUAUAAUUUGGCAGGAGAAUCACCAGUGUCAUUCAGGAGUGAUUCUACUGACCUCUGUUAAUAGCAGUAGAAGUGUGCAGAGCUUUUCUUACAUAGCCAUGCAUUUUUUAAAAUUAAAAAUUAAAAUUAAAACUGUGGGUUGGAUACAGAGAACCACAAGCAGCUAGGUACAGAAAGCAGCUAGCAGAAGGGGACUUUUCCGUUCCUUCCUCCCUCUCCUCUGCAGCCCCCUCUGAAAAGCUUCACCUGAGGGUUGGGGGACCUUCCUAAAUGGCAUGGCAUGGAGUGGACAAAAUCAGGUGCAGGCACCGUGAGUGGAGCUCUGCCUCAUCCCAGGAUGCUCAGGAAGGUCCCCCUAUUCCUCUUUGCAGGGUGCUGUUGGGGAGGGUCAGGAAGGAAAGUUGCAGUCUGUGAACUUCUUUCCACUCACAGUUCUCAGGAUCCAAUCCUAUCUGUAAACAAAUUGUUUAGAACGCUUUAUUUAAGAUUAAUACUUAUUUUAUUGUAGAUAACUCUGCUAAACAUUAUGUGAAUAUAACUUCCUUUCUGUGUGACUCAUGCAAAUACUUAAAAAAGGUUUUAUGUAAACAAAUGGUUUUGUUCUUUAAUGCAAAAACAUGGCAAAUAAAAGAAAUGGAUGGAAACACAAAAGAAGUGCAUCACACACAAAAUGUAGAUCAUAUGCAAAUACAGCAACAUAGCAGCAUACAUUAUGCCAUGCCUUAU